AUGCCUCCCUUAUCAAGUUCGAGAACGGCAUCCUGGGAGUCCGUGCCUGCCCUUGCUCAAGCGCCAGAGGCGAUAUCUGAUGACUCUGAGAAGGGUGUGGACGCGAUAUAUACCAGAAACGAUGAGAGCACAGGCGGAGGCAGUCAGUUGCCAUUCUUUUCUGGGAAGCCCGAAACCAGCGAUGAUGCACAGCUUCAGUCAGAAGCUGAGUUCAUAGUGUGGUGGGAUGAACCAGAAGAUCAAGACCCAAGCAAUCCGAUGAACUGGUCAUCGACAAGAAAAUGGAUCAAUAUCCUCACGAUCUCUGUAAUCAGCUUUUCGGUGCCUCUUGUAUCGUCCAUGCUCGCACCAGGCGUUGAACAACUUAUGCAAGAGUUCAGAACUGACUCUACACUAUUUGCGACAUUUGUGGUGUCAAUUUUCGUCCUUGGCUUUGCUUCUGGACCGCUGCUGCUUGCACCGCUGAGUGAGCUGUAUGGCCGCGUGCUCAUCUACAACAUCACAAAUAUGUUAUUCUUAGUGUUCACUAUUAUGUGUGCCCUUUCACAGAACCAGGGAAUGAUUCUGGCAUUUCGAUUCCUAUCGGGGUUUGUAGGUGUGGCCACCAUCACCAUAGGUUCAGGCACCAUUGCGGACCUUAUGCCACGAGAAAAGAGAGGCAAAGCCGUGUCACUCUGGUCUGUGGGCCCUAUUCUCGGCCCAAUGGUUGGUCCUAUCAUUGGCGGCUAUGUGACAGAGGCUUCUGGCUGGCGAUGGAUGUUUUGGACCAUUUCAAUUGUCAUCGGCGUAGUCACCAUUUUUGGUUUUGUCGUGCUGAGGGAAACGUAUCCCGUGGUAGUGCUGGAAAGAAAGGCAGCCACGCUCAGAAAGAAGACAGGGAACUCCAAAUACCGGUCCAAGCUGGCUUCGGAUCUUACACCACGGGAACUGUUCAAGCACAGCAUCGUACGGCCAUUGAAGAUGCUGGUUUGCUGCCCAAUCGUCACGAUCAUGUGCACUUACGUUGCCGUGCUCUACGGGAUACUUUACCUGCUCUUUGCGACAUACUCAUUUGUCUUCAGAGAAGUGUACGGGUUUUCGACAUCCGAGGCUGGCCUUGUUUUCAUUGCUGGCGGCGCCGGGACUCUAUUGGGGCUGUUUUACGUCGGGAGCUUUAGCGACAGGACCCUUAGGAAACGCGCCGCUGCAGGCAAGACCAUCACACCCGAGGACCGACUUCCUCUUGUUAUCACAAUACCAGGAGCUCUAACGUUCCCAAUCGGGCUAUUUGUCUACGGGUGGAGCGCACAAGUGCAGGCGCAUUGGAUCAUCCCGCAGAUUGGCACGGCCAUCACUGGUUUCGGGUCGAUCUUGAUAUUCAUCGGGAUUCAAACCUACCUCGUCGAUGCGUUCGUGCCUUACGCCGCGAGUGUAAUUGGUGCCAACGCAGUGCUCAGAGGUUCUGCUGGGGCAUUUCUGCCGCUUAGUGGUUUGAACAUGUAUAACACCCUUGGUUGGGGAUGGGGAAACAGCUUGCUCGGGUUUGUCGCACUUGGAUUUGCCCCGCUACCAUGGAUAUUUGGACUCUACGGUGCUAAGAUCCGCAAUCUUAAUCGUAGUCAAGUGAGGCUCUGA
Messenger RNA from Neoarthrinium moseri, 1614 nucleotides. RefSeq lists its product as uncharacterized. Gene Ontology annotation, biological process: transmembrane transport. Bases 1 to 1614 code for a protein of 537 amino acids. The record is from RefSeq and is a predicted model, not a curated record. The transcript has 3 exons. Lineage: Eukaryota; Fungi; Ascomycota; Sordariomycetes; Amphisphaeriales; Apiosporaceae. Gene Ontology annotation, molecular function: transmembrane transporter activity.